ACCCCCCAGAAGACUAGCGAAUAUACACAUUAUCAAGAGACUCAUGCAUGAGCGGUUAAAAUCUAAUGGAGUUUUUAUUAGUAUAAAAAUUUAAUUUUGAUUAACCGAGUGACCAUCAUCAUCAUCAUGUUACUGAGAACCACAUCUGCUCCAAUACUCAACUCAUGGCUAAAACAACACUGCUCGAGAGAAUCGUCACCGGAGCCGGAGUCACUGCUCCAGCCCCGAAACAGAUCGUUGUCUCUUCUCGCUUCAAAGUCCAUAGAUGAACACACUGGGGAGAUAUUGCACCAAGCUUUCUCUGAGCACAGGGAAAGCGUUCUUAAAUCAAGUUACAACGUACAUGACAGCAGUAACGUAUUACCACGAAAGCAACGAAGGUCAUCGUUAGAUGAAAGUUCCCAUGGAACAGCCUACAACGGAAAGAUUUUGGAUCCGUCCUCGAACCUUUUAACGGAAAGACUGUUCUCGGACUCUGGGCUGGGAGAGAAGGUCAGUGAUGUUGAAGAUCAUCCGGAGGCUCUUGUGAUGGGUGGUGGUGGUGGUAUGGGGAGCAGCGGCGUCAAGAUCUGUAACGGCGGAGAUGACAGUGGAAGCAGUGGAAGUGAAGACGCCAGUCACGCCACCGAUGUGUAUUACCGGGAGAUGAUCAACUUGACACCUGGAAAUUCGCUUCUGACCGGAAACUACGCCAAGUUUUUGAAAGAGGUGAGAGGAGACUUGAAGAAAGCAGAAGAGUAUUGUGAAAGAGCAAUUUUGGGGAACACCAACGAUGGAAACGUUCUCUCGCUAUACGCCGAUCUCAUUUUACAUAACCACGGCGAUCGUAAAAGAGCCCACUCCUAUUUCCAACAAGCUGCCAAAAUGUCCCCAGAAGAUUGCUAUGUGCAAGCUUCAUACGCAAGGUUUUUGUGGGAUGUGGAGGAUGACGAAUAUGAAGAAGAAGAAGAAGAGCAAUUGAGUGAUGAAAUUGGCCACAUUCCUCCAACUACCAUCUUCCGUGAUUUUCCCAAGCACGCUCGUAUUUCCACGACAUCCUAAAUCACAUAUGUACACCUUCCUAUACAUACAUUAGUAUCUAAAUAAACAAUAUAGUAUGUAUGCAUGUUUAAUACACAUAUGCAAAUGCAAUAUGCGUGUAUAAUAUUAAAAAGAAUGCGUGUGUAAUAUACAUGUAACGAAAAAUUUUAUAUGGUUUGUAGUAUGUACACUCAAAAUAAAUAAAAAUGGCUAUUUUCUCUA
Molecule: messenger RNA, 1242 nt
Organism: Brassica oleracea var. oleracea
Lineage: Eukaryota; Viridiplantae; Streptophyta; Magnoliopsida; Brassicales; Brassicaceae
Exons: 3
Coding region: 127-1041 (304 amino acids)
Molecular function (GO): protein binding
Source: RefSeq, a predicted model, not a curated record